AUGUGUGAAGUGCUAGCAGAUCAGCUCGCAUUGGUGAAAGGUCGUUACAGUCGGCCUAUUGAACGCUUGCUAUCUUGUGUUGAUAUGUUUGAACAUCUGUACCAAGCCUUGGCAAAACUAAUUGAAACAGCAAUCGCCAUGAACUUCGACCGAUCGGAUUAUAAGAGAGAGCAAUGGAUGUGCUUGGGAUUCAUUACGUUUCUCAUGCUUUAUUACACUGCCCUACUUACCAUUUCGUUUUAUGCGGGAGUUCGAACGGAAACGUGCGUUAAGCCUGCAGGCGAAGGACGUGAGUUCGUUUGCUACAUUCAAAAAUGA
Messenger RNA from Strongylus vulgaris, 318 nucleotides. The record is from the annotation of a GenBank genome assembly. NCBI's taxonomy places the organism in Eukaryota, Metazoa, Nematoda, Chromadorea, Rhabditida, Strongylidae.